Messenger RNA from Dreissena polymorpha, 4271 nucleotides. Its product is annotated as RRP12-like protein. The record is from RefSeq and is a predicted model, not a curated record. NCBI's taxonomy places the organism in Eukaryota, Metazoa, Mollusca, Bivalvia, Myida, Dreissenidae. Bases 93 to 3992 code for a protein of 1299 amino acids. The transcript is spliced from 34 exons.
UGUAUUUUCAAAAAGUGUCAACUUCCGGAAUAAACAUCCAACACGUGAAAUUUUACAUUCAACAUAAAAUCUUGCUUUACACUCCUUUCAGUAUGGGUGGCACUAGUAAAGUUAACACUCAACAUAGAUUGCAUAAAGGGAAAGGCAAGCGAUGGAAGAAAGGACACAGCUCCACUUCUAACCCAGAAAAAAAGGCGUUUCGCGAAGCUGCAAAAAGUCGAUUUUUCAAUAAAUUAGAAGGGCCAAGUUCACUGACUGUAGAUGCUCUUGUGAAACAUGACAAGGCACAGGGAGGGGAUGAUGUGGAGUCCAUGGUCACUGAAUCUGACCGUCAGACCAUGGGCACAUUUAAAACAUGGGCUACAAACUGGACAGACUGUACCAAUGCCACAUUUAGUAAAGUGCACAGAUAUUGGUCUUCUAAUUCUGCCCUCCACAAAGAGAUUCUGGCAGUUCUUGCUGCAAUUACAGAAGUAAUAAAGACUGAAGGGGGGAAAGAAACAGAAACCGAGUACUUCGCUGCUCUGAUGACUGCACUGGAGAGCACAGAAGGUCUGGACUCAAUCACAGCUAUAGUCUAUCUUCUAGCCCUAGUCAUGAAAAGAGUACCCGUAGCGGUGCUAAGGAGCAAGUUCUCAGAAGUGGCCAAGUGUUUCCUGGACUUGAUGGCAAAAUAUUCUGACGGUGAAGCAACAUCACUGCUGAAAUCACUGAUAAUGUCUCUGGCCUUCCUGUUGCGGUCCCAGGAGGCAGCUGUAUGGUCCAACUCCUCCACCCAGCAGGUGUACAAGGCCCUCCUCACCUUCAUCACCCACAAGAAACCCAAGACCCGUAAAGCUGCUCAGCAGGCAGUGUGCAUCGUGUUGAAGGGGAGUCAGUUCAUGCAGGAGGACACGGCCCCCACCCACCAUCCCGCUGCUGCCAUCACGGCCAAACACUGCAUACAGACUAUAGAGGCCACUGGAGGUAUUGGUGAUGCAGUAGAUACCCUGCACACCCUGGCGCUGGUGAAGCAGUUCAUAGCCCUACUUCCACCCAACAGCACCAAGACCGUGUGUGAAACCAUCCUGAAACUCAUGACACUCAGUAAUGUGUUGGUCACAGCAGCUGGCAUGCAAUCCCUCCACAGUCUGUUUGCAGCAAGCCCAAAGCCAGAAUGCUUAUCAGCAGCUCUAAAUGCUCAGAUUAUUAAUGCCUUGUAUGAUUAUCAGCCUUCCGAGAAUGAUGUGCAGCCUACCCAGGCCUGGCUGGUUGUCAUGGAAACAGCACACAUCAACCUCGCUAGACUGGACAGUAAGUUAUGUAUCAACCACCUGCCCCGUCUGUUCUCUGCCGGAAUGGUGUGCCUGCUCUCUCAGAAGACAGAGAUCACUUCUGCUGCAGGGAAAAUGCUCAAGGCAGUGAUAGUUGGGUGUGUGGCCCCGGCCAGUGCGACUCUGGGAGUCCAGCUGCAGACCACAGGGACCGGUUCCACCACGCCCUUGCAGAAAGUGCUGAGGGCCCUGGAGAGCGGACUUGGAUACCAGUUCCAUGCAGCCUGGGGCUUCGUACUGCAGGUGUUUGCAGCCAUGUUCCAGAGCCUUGGAAGAAUAUGUCCAGCAGCAUUUCAAAAGAGUCUGUCAGCCAUCGCAGAGCUGAGGGACAGUGUGAGGUUUGCAUACAAAGGGGAGCUGGACCAUGCGGUGGGGUGUGCAGUGAGGGCCAUGGGGCCGCGAGAGGUGCUAGCUGCCAUACCCCUGCAGAUCACUGGCCAAAGUGAUGAUCUUGACUUUCCAAGGAGUUGGUUGCUACCGGUGAUCAGGGACAAUGUGCAGGAAACUGAGCUGGGCUUCUUCACUUCCUACUUCCUGCCUUUAGCCGCAAAACUGAGGCUCAGAUCCUUAGAACUGUCAGACCAGCAGAACAUCGUUGCCUCCAAGACAUACGAGACCCUCCAACUGCAGAUCUGGUCCCUCCUGCCGGGCUUCUGUACACGACCCACUGACCUCGCAAUAUCAUUCAAAGGCAUAGCCAAGGUGCUUGGAACAGCUAUCGGUGAAAGGGAUGAUUUACGCAUGGAGGUGAUGGCUUCCCUCAGGAAACUGAUCAACCAGGGCAAAGGCUCAGAAGAAAGUUGUGACGAGCUGGGGAGGUUUUCCAAGAACUUCUUGCCUAUCCUGUUCAACCAGUUCACGACAGAGCCGACGGUUGCUAAGGACCUGAGCAAACAGGCUGUCCUGGAAACAAUCAAGUGCUACUUCCAGAUUACAGACAAACAGAGUAUUGCAACAUACUGUGAAAAAUGCCAAGAAAGACUACAGGAAAAAGAUAUUACAGCAUACAAAAGAAUAGCUUUGCAUGAUCUACUGAUUGGAAUGUUGCCAUACCUGGAGUGUGAACAAUUACGACAGGUGUUUAAACUGGCAGUGCAGAAUUUGGAGGUGCGUGACAGGUCACUACAGAAGAAGAGUUACCGCAUGUUGGAGGAGAUUUGUGCUGGGCGGUCCAUCCAGAGCAGGGAGUUUGUGCGGGCCAACCUGCCCGACAUACAGCAAGCACUACUCAAGUCCUUGUCAACCUCUAGCCCAUCUUCUAAAGCUCCCAGGCUACGAUGUUUGGUGAACAUUUUUCAAGUACUGGAGAGCAGACAAGACGAAUUCCUGCUGGCUGUAGUUCCUGAGGCGAUCCUGUGUACCAAGGAGAUAGCAGAGAAGGCACGUGCUGCAUCCUACGCCCUGCUUGUAGAGAUGGGCAACUCUUGCAUACGCUGGUCCGGAGGAGAGACAGAUUGUGCCCUGGAGGAGUACUUCAAGAUGGUGAUGGCAGGCUUAGCUGGCUCCCCUCAGAUGAUCGGUGCCACCCUGCUAGCCCUCACAAGGAUUAUGUACCAGUUUAAAGACCAGAUGUCGUCUGCCAUGUUGGCAGCAGUGCUGGAGGACGUGUGUCUUCUGCUGAGGUCAAGGUCACGGGAAGUCGUCAAGGGGGCGCUGGCCUUCACCAAGGUGCUUGUGGCGUCCUACCCUGUCACCACCCUGGCACAGCACCUUAAACCAUUGAUGAUGAGCCUGACCAGCAUGAAAGACGACUGCCACCAUCACUUCAGGUUCAAAUCCAAGGAGGUCUACACCAAAUUGGUCAAAAAAUUUGGACAUGAGACCAUAUAUGGAAUGGCAUCUGACAGUAUCCGCAAGCAGCUGGGCAACAUCCGUAAGACUCUGGAGAGAUCCAAGAAGAAACAUGAUGACAAGGAGGACUCUGAGAGUGAGGAUGAGAAAGAGAAGUUCAAAACUCAGACAGAAAGCAUUGAUGAGCUCCUCAGGGAUUCUGACUCAGAGCCAGAGGAGAACCAGAAGGUCAAGAGGUCAAAGGUGAAGGUCGCAGAAAAGAAGAAGGUCACUGGAGGUCAAGCAUGGUUACACGAGGGUGGGGAUGAUGAUAUAACAGACUUCAUGGAUGUUUCUGCCUCCAAGAAAGUCAUGGCUACAAAGCCCAUUGAGAAGAAGAAAGCCCAGGCAGAUUCAGGAUUCAAGACUGCACCAGAUGGACGUCUUAUCAUCACUGAGUCAAGUGAAGACGAAGCAGGUGAUGAAUCUGAUGAUAAUGAUGACAUUAUUGAACUGUUGGAUGCCCUUGAGAAAGGUCGUGAUACUGGCAAGGUACGUGAUACUGGCAAGAUCAAACAGAACAAGAAGCGUAAAUUGGAGGACCUGGGUGGAUCCGAUGAUGAGGGUGCCUCUCCUAACAAAUACAAAGCUGGAGGAGGUGGUAUUCAUCGAGACCUGGACCAGAAGAAGCCAUUUAGGAAACCUGCCCCUGGGGCUGAGUACAGAGCCAAGAAAGCGGAUGGAGAUGUGAAAAAGAAGGGCAAGUUGGAUCCAUAUGCCUAUGUUCCUCUGGAUUUUAGAAGCCUCAAUAAAAGGAAACAAAUGAAAGUCAAGGGACAGUUUAGCAACCUGGUAAAAGGGGCAAAGAAGGGAGCUGCCAAGGGGAAAAAAGCCAAGAGAAAGUCAUGAGAAACUAUCCUGAACUAUUUUAAGGAUUUUAUUGGCCAAAAAAUCUGCUUCAUAUAUUAUACUUACUCAUUUAAUAUUCUUUGAAGCAAUAUUGUGGUAGGUUAGUGACAAAAUGUGUUAGAAGAACACACCUGAACUUUCAGGAAUGCCAAUGCUAGCAAAUUUUGAAGAAAAAAAUGAGUUUUUUUGUUGUCUAUAAAGUGUGUGUUGCAUACCACCAUUACAUGUGAAACAUACUUGAUGUAAUGUUUUGUUAAAAAUAAAACAAGUUGUCUGUGA